AGAUACUGUAGAAGAGAUGGAACUGCAGAUCGUAGAUCAUAGAGCAUAGAGCAGAACUAUGAGUGAGGGGACGUGCAUUCGCAGAAGGGGUGGACCCUACAAGACACCCCCAGCGACAGAUCUUACACGAUGGCGUCUGACAUGCACCGAGGGGAGGCAGACCUGGCACUAUGUUGAGGAUGAGGACCGAGGAACUAAUGUGCUGGAGGCUCACUCCUUGGGACUUAGUACGAGCGAGUUCCUGAAGGAUUUGCCCCAGGCACACACCGCACAAGAUGCAGCGGAUAACGGAAUAGCAUUUUACACAGCGUUACAAGCUGAGGAUGGACAUUGGGCUGGUGAUUACGGAGGGCCACUGUUUCUAAUGCCAGGUCUCCUGAUUGCAUGUCAUGUGACACAAACUCCACUACCGGAAGCAACAAAGAAAGAGAUGGUACGGUACCUACGCUCUGUACAGCUACCAGAUGGCGGCUGGGGCCUACACAUUGAAGAUAAAAGUACUGUUUUUGGAACAGCCCUUAGCUACACCUCUUUGCGCCUCCUCGGCGUUUCACAAGAUGAUCCAGAUCUAACUAGGGCACGAAACAACCUGCAUAGUAAGGGUGGUGCUAUUGGCAUUCCUUCUUGGGGGAAGUUCUGGUUGGCCGUAUUGAAUGUAUACAGCUGGGAGGGAUUGAACACUCUGUUUCCAGAAAUGUGGCUUUUGCCCUCCUGGUUCCCUGCUCAUCCCAGCACUAUUUGGUGUCACUGCCGACAAGUUUACCUACCCAUGAGUUAUUGUUAUGCAACUCGACUGUGCGCACGCGAGGAUGACCUGAUCCGGAGCCUGAGACAGGAGCUGUAUCUAGAAGACUAUAGCAGUAUUAAUUGGCCAGCUCAGAGAAACAAUGUUGCGGCUUGUGACCUGUACACACCGCAUAGUACUUUGCUCAAUGUUGCAUAUGCUUUCCUGAACCUAUAUGAAACGUACCAUAUACCUUCCCUUCGACGCCAUGCAGUCCAGGAGCUGUAUGACCACAUUAAAGCUGAUGACAGCUUUACAAAAUGUAUCAGCAUUGGUCCAAUUUCCAAGGUGAUUAACAUGCUGGUACGUUGGCAUGUGGACGGCACAGAAUCGUCUGCAUUCAAAGAGCAUGUGGACCGUAUCCCUGAUUAUCUCUGGUUAGGACUGGAUGGAAUGAAGAUGCAGGGUACAAAUGGUUCUCAACUGUGGGACACUGCAUUUGCUGUGCAGGCAUUUCUAGAGGCGGGGGCACAGAACAAAGACCUGUAUCAAAACUGUCUUAAAAAAGCACAUGAGUUUCUGCGUAUCUCACAGAUACCAGAUAAUCCUCCUGAUUACCAGAAGUAUUACCGACAGAUGAAUAAGGGUGGAUUCCCAUUCAGCACCCGUGACUGUGGUUGGAUUGUGGCUGAUUGCACAGCUGAAGGACUGAAGUCUGUGAUGUUACUUCAGGAGAAGUGUCCUUUUCUGUCUGAUCUCAUCCCCCGGGAUAGGCUGCAGGAUGCGGUCGAUGUGCUGCUCAGUAUGAGGAAUCCAGAUGGAGGGUUUGCCACAUAUGAAACCAAACGAGGAGGCCGUCUCUUGGAACUUCUCAAUCCAUCUGAAGUGUUCGGGGACAUUAUGAUUGAUUACACAUAUGUGGAAUGCACUUCAGCCGUAAUGCAGGCACUAAAACAUUUCCAUGAGUGGGACCCUGAGUACAGAGGACAUGAGAUCAGUGAUACGUUGCAACAAGGACUGAAAUAUUGCCGCAAAGUACAACGAGAUGAUGGGUCUUGGGAAGGAUCCUGGGGUGUGUGUUUUACAUAUGGAACAUGGUUUGGACUGGAAGCUUUCGCUUGCAUGGGAUAUACAUAUAAAGAUGGAUGCCCGGAAGUCCUGCGUGCCUGUAGUUUUCUUCUUUCCCAUCAGAUGCAAGAUGGAGGGUGGGGUGAAGACUUUGAGUCAUGUGAAGAGAGGCGAUACGUUCAAAGUGCCAACUCCCAAAUACACAACACUUGCUGGGCUUUACUUGGACUAAUGGCUGCCAGAUUCCCAGAUGUGGCUGUUUUGGAGAGAGGCAUUACACUAUUAUUGGAAAAACAGCUUCCCAAUGGGGACUGGCCACAGGAAAAUAUCUCUGGUGUAUUUAACAAGAGCUGUGCUAUCAGUUACACAUCAUAUCGGAAUGUAUUCCCCAUCUGGACUCUUGGACGUUUUGCUAAGCUGCACCCAGAUAGCCCCCUGGCCAGACUGAACAAGAUCUGACCCGACCUAUCUGAACAGGACCAAAAGCUUAUAACGCCUUACUACCUCGUUAUAGCUCACAUCUUCACUAACUCUUCUGCCACAUUUUCCCCCACAAUAUGCCAUUUCCUGAGCCCAGAUGCAGCCUGUUCAAUUUUUAAUGUAAUUGAAUAUAGGUACAUUUCAUAUUUCUUUCUAAUCCAGUCCUCAGAGUCAGUUUGGGGCCCUUAUUUUUGCUGCUUUGAUUUAUGAGUUUUAAAGGACUAAUUUUUAUCUGGAGAAAAUUAACAUUUUUGAAAAUGAAAAAAUAAACAUUUUAGAAACACU
Spea bombifrons (plains spadefoot toad) is the source of this 2557-nucleotide messenger RNA. RefSeq names its product lanosterol synthase (gene LSS). The transcript is spliced from 22 exons. The record is from RefSeq and is a predicted model, not a curated record. The coding region runs from base 59 to 2251 and encodes 730 amino acids. Gene Ontology annotation, biological process: triterpenoid biosynthetic process; cholesterol biosynthetic process. Gene Ontology annotation, cellular component: lipid droplet. Gene Ontology annotation, molecular function: lanosterol synthase activity. NCBI's taxonomy places the organism in Eukaryota, Metazoa, Chordata, Amphibia, Anura, Pelobatidae.